This is a messenger RNA of Arachis ipaensis, 1313 nucleotides long. RefSeq names its product NAD(P)-binding Rossmann-fold superfamily protein. The record is from RefSeq and is a predicted model, not a curated record. Lineage: Eukaryota; Viridiplantae; Streptophyta; Magnoliopsida; Fabales; Fabaceae.
UUAUUAAUUGAGCAAUAGACAUGUGCACGAAAAGAAUAGCGUUGUGAAUAGUAGUUUGGAUUCUGUGAUGGAGAUUGGGGAAGUACUUGUUCGAGCUUCAUCUGCAUCUUCAUGUUCAUCCAUUCCUCUGCAUCAUCGAAACCCAGUACCUUCCCAUUUUCAUGUUCAUCUUCCCAAAGCUUCGUCUUUUCCUCUUUCCUCUGAGAACCGCAUCUUCAUUCUUGGCAUAGGAUUCGUGGCCCAAUCCCUUGCACUCAAACUCCAAAAUCAUGGAUGGGUUGUUUCUGGAACUUGCACAAGCCAUGUGAAGAAGAAGAAGCUUGAGGAUAUGGGGUUUCAAGUUUGCCUUUUUGAUGCAAACUACCCUCAACCGAGUAUGCGAAGUCUGCUGAAAGAUUGCACUCACCUUCUUGUUUCUAUUCCUCCUGUUGCGGGCAUUGGCGACCCAAUGCUUCAGCAUGAAGAACUUCUAAGAAGCUCGUUAGUCGAUGGGAAUCUUCAAUGGCUCUGUUACUUGUCUUCAACUAGCGUCUACGGAGACUGUGGUGGUGAACUAGUGGAUGAGGAUUACCCAACAAACCCGAAAAGUGAGUCGGCUAAAUUAAGGUUAGCUUCUGAAGAAGGUUGGUCGAAUUUGGCUCACCAUCUUGGGUUUUCACCGCAAGUAUUCCGCCUUGGAGGUAUCUAUGGCCCUGGUAGAAGUGCGAUCAAUACAAUACUCAAGCAGGAGCCUUUGUCGGAAGGGCAGAAGAUGAGAAAGUACCGAAAAUAUACGUCGAGAGUUCACGUUGAUGAUAUUUGUCAGGCGCUUAUGGCUGCUAUUUACACAACUCCCCCAAGGGAAGUUUACAACAUCGUUGAUGAUGAUCCUGCUCCAAGAGAAGAAGUAUUUGAAUAUGCAAGAAAAUUGGUGUUGAAAAAGUGGCCAGGCUUGAACUUAGAACAUCUAGAGCUGGAAGAAAGCUCGGGUGCAAAAACGAGAAAUCAAAGGGGCGAGAAGCGCGUGUCGAAUACUCGAAUGAAGAAGGAACUUGGAGUGCAGCUACUUUACCCUGAUUACAAAUCAGGAUUGCAGAGCAUAAUUGACCAGAUAGAGAACCCUUUUUUCCAAUGUAGUUGAUCAUUGAUCAUACUUACAAUUUGAGUUAAAUUCUCUGCAAACACUAUUGUAAUUCCUUAAAGUGUUGAAGUUGAGACAUGAAAAUUUGGAUAGUGAAUUACCGAAUUUUUAUCUUGCCAAAAACAGCUGCAACUAAUGUAGUAGUUUUUUCUUUUUCAGUUUAUUUACAGAAACCAUAGGUGGUUAAAAAUUU